Leishmania braziliensis MHOM/BR/75/M2904 is the source of this 1770-nucleotide messenger RNA. Its product is annotated as putative serine/threonine-protein kinase. Gene Ontology annotation, biological process: protein phosphorylation; regulation of cytokinesis; mitotic spindle organization. Gene Ontology annotation, cellular component: spindle pole centrosome; chromosome passenger complex; spindle midzone. The record is from RefSeq and is a predicted model, not a curated record. The coding region runs from base 1 to 1770 and encodes 589 amino acids. Lineage: Eukaryota; Euglenozoa; Kinetoplastea; Trypanosomatida; Trypanosomatidae. Gene Ontology annotation, molecular function: ATP binding; protein kinase activity. The transcript has a single exon.
AUGUCAUCGCCGUGCCCCUCCUCAUCCUCACCUCUGCUAGCUAGCAUAGCCAGCAGCCUUCACUCGCCGUCGAGAGAUGCACUGCAGCAGCCGCUACUGAACCGGCGACCUGCCCCAGUGCGACCGCGUCCCCGCGAGGAGAGGAGCGUUUGCGCACGCCCAGAGAAGUCCGUCAAGAGUAUCACCCAGGCCCGCGCUCCGCCGCUGCAGGUUGUUCCGGUCUUUGUCCGCGAGGUGGAAGAACCUUCCACAAAGCGUCAUCAUGCAGAGCCGGAAUCUAGCCCAGGACGAGACAGCAGCAGCGGCUCUGUUUCCCGGAGUGCGGUGGAGACAGCAGUCGUGAUUUCCGCUCCGCUGCUUUCUCUGUCGAGCACCUCUUCGUGGGCGGCGCCUUCGUCUUUUCGUUCUCUCUGCACCUUCACCGGUGAGUGCCCGGUGGUGGGGACGUGGGGUGCACGGGCUCGUCUCCCAGACUCGCCACGAAGCAAUCACUCAGGCAGCAAUAUCGCCUCGAGGAGCCUUUCGACCGCAUCUACACACCCAAUGGUGAAUUCCACAGCGGCAGAUGUCUUAUCUUCUCCCUCGUUGGGGGUCGCGCCACCUUCGCUCUCUGCGACUUGCUCCUCCAUUGUAUCUGCUUACCAUGGCCCACGCGUCGUAUGCUCGCAUCCGCCGCCUGCAUCAGCGUCUACUGUACCUGUCGUACUCACUGAGGCAUCCACACCGUUACCAGUGUCAUCGCUGCCACACCGCAUUCGCCAGCACGAGUUGCGCCCAGCGGACUUCCGUCGUGAGGAGGUGCUCGGUGAGGGGAGCUAUUCGAUCGUUACCCUCGCCACGCACCGUGCGUCGGGCCUAUUCUUUGCGCUGAAGGAGAUUGACCGCAGCCGCCUGCGAUGGCGACCGCUGGAGGCGCAGCUACGCUGGGAGAUCAACCUGCAGCGAACGUUGCGCCACCCGCAUAUAGUGCGGCUCUACAGCUACUUCAUUACACCAGACUGUAUCAAUCUUGUGCUAGAGUACUGCAGCGGCGGGACGCUGCUGAGCCGCUUGAGAGCUGCACCACAGCACCGCUUGUCGGAGGGUCAGGCAUCCCGCUACACUCGUCACGUGGCAAAGGCGCUGGUGCAUCUGCACGAGCUCGGAGUGGCGCACCGAGACCUGAAGCUGGAAAAUGUGCUCAUCGAUGCGGACGGUAUUGCCAAGCUUGCGGACUUCGGCUGGUCACGUCCUGUCGUGCAUCCGUUGCCAUCCAGCGGGUCAGCGGCUCCUGUUCGGACUGCUUACGACAGGAAAGAUGCGCCGCUUAACGGCGCGGAGCACGUUACAAGCAGCGAGGACCCAACGGAGGGGGCGGCGGAGGGUCGCCGCACCGUGUGUGGCACACUGGACUACCUCUCGCCUGAGAUGGUCUCCGGUCAAGCACACUCGGCCAAAACAGAUGUCUGGUCGCUCGGUGUUAUGCUGGCAGAGAUGUUGACAGGCAUCCCACCGUUCUACACGGAGUCGACGCAUCAGACAUUGCACGCCAUACAGCGGUUGCCGCCAAACCUCAGUGCUUCACACCCCACACGCCGCGGACCGGUGGCCCCUGGUAGCGGAACCACCGCCACCGCUGAUGCAUCUCUGACUCUCCACGAACCGGUUGCCCUUUCUGCAGGCGCGCUCUCUCUCAUUCACGCGAUGCUCCAGAAGGAUCCAGCAGCGCGGCCGACAAUGUCCGAGGUGUUGUCCCACCCCUGGCUGCAAAAACUCGUGCGGAAGUCAUGA